AUGGUACUUAUAGAAAGUGACAGCCAAAGGUCUUCUCUCUCAUUCGAAGGAACACCGAAGGGAAGCGGUACUAUGCGGGAGGAUGGCGAUGGGGAUGGGGAUGGGCAAAGCCUGGGGGAAGGUCCUGGGGAAGUGGCGGAGGCAGGGACCGUAGUCAGCUCAUCGUGCAAGCGCAUCAACGACAACACCGGUUCGUCACCUCCACCUCCAGCGGCAGACUCGCAGCAGCGCUCCCUCCCCGCGUUAUCUCCGCGUUCCGCCCGCAACCCGCCUGCCUCUUUCUCCGCGAGCGCCAACCGCAGCCGCACUCCCCUCCUCCCGCCCGUUAGCCCGCCUGCGGCAGUCGGUGCGGUCAUGAGCUGGCGCGGGGGCCCGCGAUGGGCGGACGAAGCGGAGCGAGAAGAGCGCCAACAGGGCUGGCUGGGGGACGAGGGUGCGGACGAGCAAGCAUACCGCGAUCCGCGGGAAGGGGAUCUGGUGGCCCAAGAAACGACGAGUGGGCGGGCGGACUGUGUCCGGGGAGAUGGGCGCGAGGGUAAAGGGAAGGAGGAUACUGCGGGUGAGGCAGGGGAAACGGAAGGGGGAGCAGAAGGGGGAUCGGGGGGAGGCGUGGGUCCCGAAAAGAGCAGAGGGGAAAGCAGAGGCGUGGAGCAGCUGCGUUCUCAUAUCGAGAGCUCGCUUAGCGUUCCGUUCACGUCUCCUGUCCCUGGCAUCUCGUCGCGUGCUUCGCAGCGGAACGCUCGGACGCGGUACGGACCGUUGACUGGCAGGAUGUGGUGGCGCGAAGGCACUGCCAACUCUGCGAUAGACGGUGCUGGUGGUAGUGGUGCUGGUGGUAGUGGUGCUGGUGGUAGUGGUGCUGGUGGUAGUGGUGGUAGUGAUACUGGUGGUGCUGGUGCUGGUGCUGGUGGUGGUGGUGGUGGUGGUGCUGGUUCUGCUGCUGCUGGUGUUACUGGCUCUGGAUUUGGUGUGGCGCCCGGUGUGGGUAGAUGUGCCAGAGAAGGAGGCUUGGGAGAUGGUGAUAUAGGAGAGAGUGAGAGGAGGAGAGUUGCGAGAGCAGUGGAAGAGGAGAAAGCGACGGAGGGAGUCGGUUGUGUUUCUGAGGUAGGAGACGGGAUUGAGCUGGCAGGGAGAGGCGGUGGUGCUUCUCUUUCUGCUUCUGCUUCUGCUUCUGCUGCUGCUGUUGCUGCUGCUGGUGGUGGUGCUGGUGCUGCUGCUGAUGCCGCUGCUGCUGGUGGUGCUGGUGCUGCUGCUGCUGCUGCUGCUGGUGUUGCUGCUGCUGCUGCUGCUGCUGGUGCUGGUGUUGCUGCUGCUGCUGGUGCUGGUGUUGCUGCUGCUGCUGCUGCUGCUGUUGCCGCUGCUGCUGCUGGUGUUGGUGCGGCUGCUGCUGCUGCUGGUGCUGGGGCUGGCGAUGCAAUGGGUUUUGAUGAGGCAAUGGAGGCUGGGGGAUGGAGGAGGGCCGAGGGCGGGCGGAUGUACAGGAUUCGGGGUGGGAGAGAAUAUUUCAUGGGCUAUGGCUAUGGGGACUACGAUGAUGACGAUGACGAUGAGGAUGAUGAUGAUGACGUGGAGGGGGAGGGGGAUGCGCUGAUGCGGCGGUAUCAUCUUGAUGUGACCUGGGCUAGGAGAGGACCGAGAGACCGCUUGGAGGUGGGUAGGGAAGGUGGCGGCAGGAGGGACAGGUGGUAUGAGUUGGACAGGCGGGGCGGGGAGGAGUGGAGACGGCGUGCGCGCGAUUGGGGGCUGGAUGAGUGGAGGAGGGAUGAGUGGCGAAGGGAUGAGUGGUGGAGGGAUGAAUGGAGGAGGGAAGCGUGGAGGAGGGAUGAGUGGAGGGAGGUAGAGUGGAGGAGGGCGAUGGAAUGGGACACGAGGGGCGGGAGAGAAUGGGCAAGAGAGUGGGAGAGGAGGAGGGAUCGGCGGGGGCUGGAGCGCGGAGGGAUGCGGGACGUUGAAAGGCAGGUGGGGGAGGGGGGUGCCGGGGUAGGGGGAGGAGGAGCACGCAUGGAUUGGAGAUUUCAAAGGAUGGAACAGCAUGAGAGACCACCCGCAGACAACCCACACCCACACCCCGACCUGGUCCCAGACGUGCUCUACCACGUCUUCUCCUUCCUUGACCACCCCUCCCUCUGCCGCGCAGCCUUAGUCUGCCAGCGCUGGCGCCUCGUGAGCGAGCACCACGAGUUCUGGCGCCACCUCUCCUUCCAAGGCUUCCCCGCCGCCACCUUCGCCCACGUGCACCGCCUCGCGUGCAAGUACCCGCAGGCGCACUCUCUCAACCUCUGCGGCCUGCGCUUCACACAGCAGCAGAUGGAGGCCAUUCUCACCCCGCUCGCCUCCCACCUCCGCAGCCUCUCCCUCGGGCUGGAGCGAAUCCCCGAAGACAUCUUCGCGUGUAUCGAAACCUCCUGCCCGUUGCUCACGCACCUGCGUGUGAUCGACGCCGUGAUUGGAAACCCCAUGCUGCCGGAGCUUUUCCUCUCCAACCCUAAGCUAGUCAGCCUGCACAUGCUCUCCUGCUGUCUCCUCCGUGUGGUGCUGAACCUCCCAGAGCUCACCCACCUCUCGCUCGCCCGCACCACCGUCACCCAAGUCACCCUCUUCUGCCCGCGCUUGCUCUCCCUCGAUCUCUCCGGCUGCCAUAAGCUCUCGGAUUCCGGUCUCCGAGUGGCUGUCCUCGACUGCCCGACUAUCACCGCUCUCAACAUCUCCUCUUGCUCCUACACCAGCGAUGAAACCCUCUCCCAGAUUGCCACGCAUUGCCGGCUCCUAACCUCGCUGGAUAUUUCCGGCUGCUCGAAUGUGUCUCUGGACCGGGUUCGUCUGCCGCAGCUGACGAGUCUGCGCCUGGUGGGGUGUGAUAGCAUCACAAACGCGUCCCUCGCGUCCCUCGCGCACUGCAUGCAGCUGGAGAGUCUGGUAAUGGAUGGCUGCCCGCUGCUGUCGGCUGUGACCCUGGUGCUGCCCGUGCUGCGGCAUAUCUCCGUGCUGGGGUGCCGGCAGCUGAAGAAGGUGUGUGUGACGAGCGAGAGGCUGGAGAGCAUUGGGAUCGCGCCCACUGUGGGUGGUGUUGUUCCUGACUGCUCUUUCCGCCUGCAGCAGCAACAGCAGGGGCAGCAGCAGGGGCAGCAGCAGGGGCAGCAGCAGCAGCAGCAGCAGCAGGGCCGGCAACAGGGGCAGCAGCAGGGGCAGCAGCAACAGCAAGACCAGGGGCAGCAGGAUGAGUGGAUGCAGCAGGAGGAAGGCGACGUGGAGAGGCGAAUGGAUCAGGUGGAUGGGGUGGCAGGAGCAGAUGCGGAGAGGCAGGAGCAGGGCGAGGGUGCACAAGCAAGGCUGGCAAUGCUGGCACGGCUGACAAGGCGCGGACAGGCAGAGGUUCAGGGGCAGCACGGGGUGCUGAGCAGCUUGGAGAUUCGGUCGCCUGCGAUGCAGCGCCUGGACCUGCGGUCGCAGCUGUACCUGGAAUCGCUCGUGCUGCGCUGUGGUAAUCUGGUGGAGCUGCAGCUGUCUGCGUGUGAUGGGCUCACGAACGAGGUGUUCCGCUCGCUGAGUGAGGUCGAUGCGUGCCCACGCCUGGCUGUUCUGCACAUGGACGACUGUGAGGGCCUGACCGACGUGCACCUGACAGCCCCCUCCCUCCAGUACCUCUCUCUCACCGGCUGCCGCCGCAUCACCGCCCUCUCCCUCGCCUGCCCCGUCCUCCACACGCUCCUCCUCGAUUCCUGCGACAACCUCUCCUCCGCCUCCCUCGCCCCCGUCGCCCUCACCUCUCUCAACUUCGGCAUCUUCCCGCACCUCACCUCCCUCCGCCUCCACGCACCCGCACUCACUUCCCUCGAGCUCUGCGGAUGCGGGCAGCUGCAAUUCACGGAUAUCCGCUGCCCGGAGCUCACCUCUCUCGACGCGUCUUACUGCAGUCUUCUCUCCAAUGAGUGUCUACUCGCCGUCUCCCUCCACUGCCCGGCGAUCCGCACGCUUGUACUCGCCGCGUGCCCCACCGUCGGCCCUGCAGGCUUAGCUGCGUUGUCUCUCCUGAAAAGGCUGUCCUGUCUGGAUCUGUCGUAUACGUUUCUCACCUCGCUGCACCCUGUGUUCUCCACGUGCCAUGGGCUGGUCACCCUGCGGCUUUCUGCGUCGCUCAACUUCACAUUCGCCAUUAACGUCACGCAUGCACACAUCGCAUGCCCGCAACUUACCUCCCUCAACCUCAGCAAGUGCAAGUCGCUGGCUACUCUGCAUCUCGACUGCCCUCGUCUCACCACACUCACCCUCCAGAUGUGUGCGCUGUCGUCAUCAGAGCUGCUUGCAGCCAUGGCUGGUUGUCCUUCUCUUGAAACCCUGGACGUGCAGCAUUGCCCCAAUCUUGACACGGACACAGUGUCUCAGCUCAGGGAGCAACACCCUAGCAUCCAGAGGAUGGCGCAUCCGACGGCUCCCGUAAGCCGACGGAAUCAGUCCAGCUCGCAGCGAAUUCUGGCGGCUGCGCGUUGGCUGGCCGCAGCAGCGACGCUCGGCGCGCUGACCUGGACCGUUUACGCGUGGACAGUCGCGCUGCCUGCUCCCGUCCCGGCUGACGUGGCACCCCCGUGGUCGUUCUCGGAGGAGCGCGCCAUGGAGCACGUGCGACAGCUGACCGCCGUUGGUCCGCACGAAUUCGCGUCGCCCAGGCUGGAACGAGCGAUGGAGGUCAUUCUAGAGGCCAUCAGUGACAUCCGUGGGUCCAUUCCCCCAUGCAGCGCCGACAACACACCCACCGACCCUGCACCACCAUCAUCACCACCACCACACUCAGCAGCGUGCAUGGACAUACAGGUGCAGCAUGCAGCAGCGGGGUGGCUGCCCAUCGGCAAGGGGCUCACAGUGGGUGGCGGCACAAUGACCAUCUCAUACGAGCAUGUGCGCAAUGUGCUCGUGCGUGUGGGGGUGCGCCCGCACCUGGGCCAUGCGGGGGAGCUGGGGAAGGCGGGGGAGCGGGGGGAGGGGGGGGAGCGUGGGGGUCCUAGUGCUGCUGACGCCGCUGGUGGUCCUGGUGGUUCUGAUGGUAAUGCUGCUGCUGGUUCUGCUGGUGCGGGAGUGUCGUCUGCUGACGGGCGUUUGUUCCAACGCUCAUCCAUGCUGGUGUCUGCUCACAUUGACACUGUCUUUACCAGCCCUGGAGUGGGCGACGACAGCAGCAACGUGGCGGUCAUGCUGGAGCUCAUCCGCAACAUGCUGCAUGCCCUCGCACGCUCCCCUGCCACUGGGGAUGAGGAGGAAGGCAGUGCAAGUGCAGCGGUGCAGAACGAUGCAGUGCAGAACGACGUGGUGUUUGUGCUCAACAGCGGCGAGGAGGAGGGGCUUAUUGGCGCCCACGCCUUCAUUGCUCAGCAUGCGUGGGCGCAGUCAGUGCGGGCGUUCAUAGACCUCGAGGCCAUGGGCAUUGGAGGGCCCUCCUCUAUCUUCCAGGCGGGUCCAUCUGCAUGGCUACUGCGCAUGUAUCAAGCAUCUGCCCCUCGCCCCCUCGCCAUUGUCUUCGCUCAGGACAUUUUCCGCAGUGGGCUGUUGAAUGCAGGCACUGACUUUGCAGUGUAUCAGGCCAAGGGAGGGCUGUCGGGGCUAGACUUUGUCUUCAUGAAGAACAGCGCCGUUUACCACACCAAGUUCGACGCUCUGCCUCUCCUGGAGCCAGGCUCCCUGCAGCAUCUGGGCGACAACCUCCUGCCCUUCCUGCUCGCCAUCGCCCGCUCGCCCCUGCUCGCACUGCAGCCCUGCCACCCCGCGCCCUGGCACCAGGGGGGUGGACGCGCAGACGGGCUUGGGGGAGGGAGAGAUGGGGGAGAUGGGGGUGAGAGAGGAGUGGGAGGAGGAGGUGGUGGAGGAGAGGCGGGAGCGGUGAAGUUCAAGCCGAUGGGUGGCGGUGUGGUGCUGUGGGCCGUGCUGCUGGCGAUGGGUGUGAGAGGUGGGGCAGGCUCGUCGUACCUUGCUGCUGUGUGGCUGCUCAUGCCUGUGGGCCGAGCUUGCCUCUCGCUCCUCACACCCACUGCCUCACACCACGCCACCACCAGAGCACCGUCCGUCCUCCCCCAAGUGCUGCUCGCUCCGCCGUCCCUGCUAGGCGCUGUGCUGUGGUGUUCUGUGCCAAUCGCCCUCUCCGCCAACAUCCUCCUCGCCUUCCCUCAGUUCGUGCUCGGUGCCCUCCACAGAGCUGACAUGUGA
This is a messenger RNA of Closterium sp. Yama58-4, 6192 nucleotides long. NCBI's taxonomy places the organism in Eukaryota, Viridiplantae, Streptophyta, Zygnematophyceae, Desmidiales, Closteriaceae. The record is from the annotation of a GenBank genome assembly.